Molecule: messenger RNA, 6417 nt
Organism: Aethalodelphis obliquidens (Pacific white-sided dolphin)
Lineage: Eukaryota; Metazoa; Chordata; Mammalia; Artiodactyla; Delphinidae
Gene: TMEM63A
Product: transmembrane protein 63A
Exons: 24
Coding region: 3142-5625 (827 amino acids)
Cellular component (GO): plasma membrane
Molecular function (GO): calcium-activated cation channel activity; nucleic acid binding
Source: RefSeq, a predicted model, not a curated record
GGAAGAAGCGUUGGGAGGGGGGAAUGUUGCCCUCCGCCUUUCCCGGGACGUGCAGGACCUGGGGUCUACGUCAGGGUGCCAUGUCUAGUGUCCGGUUCCGGGGUGCGGCCCUCCGGCCUCCGCAGCCCCGACUCCGGAGCAGGGGGUGACCGGGUGGGUGGGAGGAGAAGGUCCGUUCCUGGGCCCCGCAGACCCCGCGCCCCUCCUCCAGCGCCGCGCCUCUCCACUUUCCUAAUGACUUUUCGGGAUUUCCCCCUCCAAGGCUCCAACUUUUCGCUUUUAUGGCUGAUCCCUUUCUCUUCCCACCCCUCUCUUUGGGGUUUUCUCAGCUGGUGUCGACCUCCCAGCCUAACCCGGAGCGCAGGCUGGGGGCCCUUCCUUCUCCGACUCUGCGAGGUGGGCCUGGGAAGGGGCCAGGCAUCUGAGUCACCUGCUGCUGGGAAGCUCAGGCGGUGUCCUGAAGGGCAGCAGGCCACAGCGGUACACAGAAUGACCCGCCAGCUUCCUUCCACGCUGAAGUUGUGUGGCUGUGUCCCAGCCCCACAGCGUGCAGGGUUUGAGGUUAAGCCAGUGGACUGUGCUCACCACUCCAGGCCCAGUGCAUACAAGGCGGCAUCCUGGGGUCUUUCUCAGGCCCUGGCUCCUGCAGGGCUGUGGACAGUCGUUGGCAAGAAGGAAAGACUCCAGGUCGUUGCUUAUUGGAGAAACGACCCAUAUUUCCCUUCUCCCUUCUGCACGCCCAUUGUCUUUCUACCUUCUCCCCUCCUCUGACAGCUGUCAGGUAGUCCUGAGUCUGCUUCUGCAUUGAGGUGGAUGUGUACAGAAGCAGAGGCCUCCUUUUGCCUUCAUUCACCUCUUGUUUGUUUAGUUUGGGGGCAAAGGUCUCCCUUGGCUGUUCACUGGGCUGUAACAGGAAAAAUAUCAGAUGGGGUCCUGCUAUCCCUCAUGUUGUCUUUCCCACUGUCUGGAGAGGUGACAAAAUGAGAGGAGGUUUUGAGCGCCCACGAAGGCUCAGUGCCUUAUGGACGUUGCCUCUCACCAGCCCUGCAGGAGAGACGUCAUUGUGCCCGUUUUAUGGAGAAGGAAGCCAGAUCGCAGAGCGCUUAAGCCACUUGUCUAAAGGCACGUGGUGCUGAGACCCUAACUCCAGAGCCUGCUCCGGUGACUGCCGGCUGCCCCCGCCUCCCCCUGCAGCCAGACCCUGUGCCGUUUCCUUGGCGCUCCAGGGCUUGUGUCUGUGGAGGUAAAUGGUUGUCCAGGUUCCUGGGCCCUGUUUGGUGGGGCUUUAAGGAGAGGUUUGCAACCUGCCAUCUAGAACAUCAGAGUCACCUCCUGUAGCAGAAGGCCUGGAGCUGCUUGUCAUCCUAACAAGGUCGGAAAAUUUGGUGAUGAUAAAAAUACCCUGAAUUUGCAAGAGCUGACGAUGCUCGCACGCUUCCUGCAGCGUUGCGUUACCACUCCUGGCAGGGGCGGCGUAGAGAUCUUCAGGUGUGCUACAGGGGCCAGCAGCUACCAGCUCAGGUGGGCAGGGGCUUAGCAUUGGCGGCUGACUUCUUUGGCAAUUUCGGGACCAGCCAUGGCAUUGAGCUCUCAGUCUCACUGGCCACAACCAGACUGUACGGUGUAUGUGGGCUGAACUUUGCGUUGGGGCCUGAGUCACCUGCUGCUCACCUGGCGCCUGGGCCUCAGCAGUAUAUCUUGCCUUUCCUGAAUGAGGUGAUGAGCAGAGAGCUCUCUGAAAGGCAUGGACAAGACUAGGCAUUCACACAUGCGUAUCUGACAAAUAUGGGAUGAGUGAACAUUGCCAGGCAGGGCGCCUUUGGCCACAGGGCCUAAUUGGUGGUUUGGCCCCUGCCCAGCACUACCAGUCUUUUGCCCACUGAGCUAGCUCUCUCCCGGUCACCACCAGCUGAGUUCCCUUCUCUCCUCGUCCCGUUCCUUCUGAGCCUGGCGGGGCCGCCCUGUGGUGCGUGUGUUUCCAGCUGCCCGCUCAGAGCGUGCCCGUUUGGGAGGAUGCAGGGGGCUGGCCCUGGAGGGACCGUCAUGGUUCAGCAGAAUCUGGACUUUCCAUGGGUAACAGACUACGACGAAGCAGGAAGUUCUGAGAGAGAAUGCGGGCCCCCAAAGCCGUGCCCUCACCUGGAGGGGGAAGGCAAGACAGGCCACCUCUGGGGAGUCCUGAGGGUCCAUCCCAGGCUGCUGGGACCUGAUGGCUGACCUCACUGAGUCCUUCUUAUCAAACCUUGUCAAACCACCCAGGGGAGCCUGUUUGACUUAGAGGCGUGACUGGGGCUGAAGCGGGGAGAGGAGCCUAGGUACCUGCUUCCCGCGGGGCCUCUGCUCUCCCAAAGCUCAACACAAAGCAGCAUUGGUGAGGCUCAUCCUGCCCCAGCACCACUGCAGUAGCUGCCCCUUUCCAGGGACAAUGCUCCCUCUGUGACCAUUUUAUGGGGGUGGUUUUUUUCUUUCCACUUCACUUUUCAAGUCUUCCUUGUUUGUUCUGCUGCAUUCCUUUUUCCUGAUUCUAGCCUUUGGGGGCCCUGGGGAAGCCUCUUGGGGCCUGUAUGAGGUCCUGGACUCAGUCUUCCUGGAGCCUACAGCUGCCAGUACUUCUGUGGGGGGAGGUCCACUGCCCUGGCUUCAGUAGGGCCUUGAGCCGUUGGACAAGAGGGGGCAGGCUGGACCCUCAGGUGAUGCUGGAGAAGAGAGGAGAGAGGAACAGGGCAGCACAGAGGAGCGUGGACCCUCCGUAGUGCUAGGAGUCUGGGGAGAGAGCCAGGGCAGGAGGGAGCGCAUUGGAAAGAACCACAGGCUCCGCACGAGCGUUUGAGUUCCGACACGUUGGGGCACGUGUGAGUGCAGGGGAAGUGUGCUGCAGGGUUUCAGACCAGAAGCCCUGAACUGGAAGAGGGCAGCUCCCACGUGCCUCUGACGGUCUGUGUUCCUUCAGGGAAGUCUGUAAAGGCUGGUGGCCCAUGACCCCAGUCAGGAAAGCCCUGCAGGAAAUGAGUGGCGGACCUGAGGCAGCUUGGGAGGGUGGCCAGGGCUGCCACUGCCUUUGCUAGAGCCUGCAUCAACUGAGGUCCUCUCCAAGGCGUUCAUCCACACUUCCUUCCCCUGGCAUCUGGGAGGACCAGCACGAUGACUGACUCCCCAUUCCUGGAGCUGUGGCAAUCCAGGGCGGUGGCCAUCCGCCAGCGGCUGGGCAUCGGGGACCAGCCCAACGACUCCUACUGCUACAACUCGGCCAAAAACAGCACCGUGCUCCAGGGGGUCACCUUCGGUGGCAUCCCCACUGUCCUGUUCAUAGACGUCAGCUGCUUCCUGUUUUUAGUAUUGGUAUUUUCCAUCAUAAGAAGAAACUUCUGGGAUUAUGGCCGCAUUGCCCUGGUGUCAGAAGCAAACAGUGAGUCCAGAUUCCAGAGACUGUCAUCUUCCUCCUCAGGGCAGCAGGACUUUGAAAGCGAGCUGGGAUGCUGCCCCUGGCUGACUGCGGUCUUCCGCCUGCAAGAUGACCAGAUCCUGGAGUGGUGUGGGGAGGACGCCAUCCACUACCUGUCGUUCCAGAGACACAUCAUCUUCCUGCUGGUGGUGAUCAGCUUCUUGUCUCUGUGUGUCAUCCUGCCCGUCAACCUCUCGGGGAGCUUGCUGGACAAAGACCCUUACAGCUUUGGGAGGACGACCAUCGCAAACCUACAGACGGACAACGACCUCCUUUGGCUGCACACCAUCUUCGCUAUCCUUUACCUCAUCCUCACUGUGGGCUUCAUGCGGCACCAUACCCGGUCCAUCAAGUACAAAGAGGAGAACCUGGUAAGACGGACCCUGUUCAUCACAGGACUCUCCAGAGACGCGAAGAAGGAGACUGUGGAGAGCCACUUCCGGGACGCGUAUCCCACGUGUGAAGUGGUGGAGGUCCAGCUGUGCUACAACGUGGCCAAGCUGAUUUACCUGUGCAGGGAGAGAAAAAAGACAGAGAAGAGCCUGACCUAUUACACAAACCUGCAGAUGAAGACAGGCCAGCAGACCCUCAUCAACCCCAAGCCCUGCGGCCAGUUCUGCUGCUGUGAAGUGAAGGGGUGUGAGUGGGAGGACGCCAUCGCCUACUACACGCGCAUGAAGGACAGGCUGACGGAGAGGAUCACAGAAGAGGAAUGCAGGGUCCAGGACCAGCCCCUGGGAAUGGCCUUCGUCACCUUCCAGGAAAAGUCCAUGGCCACCUACAUCCUGAAGGACUUCAACGCCUGCAAGUGUCAGGGCCUUCAGUGCAAAAGUGACCCGCAGCCAUCCUCCCACAGCAGAGAGCUCUGCAUCUCCAAGUGGACGGUCAGCUUCGCCGCUUACCCCGAAGACAUCUGCUGGAAGAACCUCUCUAUCCAGGGCCUCCGCUGGUGGUUCCAAUGGCUGGGCAUCAACUUCACUCUCUUCUUGGGGCUGUUUUUCCUGACCACGCCCUCCAUCAUCCUGUCCACCAUGGACAAGUUCAACGUCACCAAACCCAUCCAUGCGCUAAAUGACCCCAUCAUCAGCCAGUUCUUCCCAACCCUCCUCCUGUGGUCCUUCUCAGCCCUGCUGCCCACCGUCGUUUACUACUCUACGGUGCUGGAGUCUCACUGGACCAAGUCAGGGGAAAACCGAAUCAUGAUGACCAAGGUCUACAUAUUCUUGAUCUUCAUGGUGCUGAUUCUGCCCUCCCUGGGCCUCACCAGUUUGGAUUUUUUCUUCCGGUGGCUCUUUGAUAAAACUUCCUCGGAGGCCUCUGUCAGGUUGGAGUGCGUCUUCCUGCCCGACCAGGGCGCCUUCUUUGUGAACUAUGUCAUCGCCUCGGCCUUCAUUGGCAACGGCAUGGAGCUGCUGCGGCUGCCCGGCCUCAUCCUCUACACCUUCCGCAUGGUCAUGGCCAAGACUGCAGCCGACCGCAGGAACAUCAAGCAGAACCAGGCCUUCGAGUACGAGUUUGGAGCCAUGUACGCGUGGAUGCUCUGUGUCUUCACCGUCAUCAUGGCCUACAGCAUCACCUGCCCCAUCAUCGUGCCGUUCGGCCUCAUCUACAUCCUGCUCAAGCACAUGGUCGACCGGCACAACCUCUACUUCGCCUACCUCCCGGCAAAGCUGGAGAAGAGAAUCCACUUCGCAGCCGUGAACCAGGCCUUGGCCGCUCCCAUCCUGUGCCUCUUCUGGCUCUACUUCUUUUCCUUCCUGCGCCUGGGUCUGAAGGCUCCCCUCACCGUGUUCACCUUCCUGGUGCUUCUGCUUACCAUCCUGGUCUGCCUGGCCUACACCUGCUUUGGAUGCUUCAAGCACCUCAGCCCUCUGAACUACAAGAGGGUGUUAGUUCAGGAAGAUUGGUUUUGUUUAAUCAUCGCAAGUUUUUGCUGUUGUCUGCAGACGGAAGAAUCGGCAAGUGACAAAGGAAGUGAGGCAGGGGCCCACGUGCCAUCACCGUUCACGUCCUACGUGCCCCGGAUUCUGAACAGCUUGUCCUCGGAGAAAACAGCCCUGUCCCCGCAGCAGCAGCAGACCUACGGUGCCAUCGCCAUCCACAACAUCAGUGGGACCGUCCCACGGCAGUGCCUGGAUCAGAGCCCUGCGGACGGCGUGGCGGCCGCCCGCCAGGAGGCCUGAGGGCCGGGGAGCUGCCGGGCUGGUCCAGACCCGGGGAGUGGGGAGGGGAAGGGACACAGGUGGAGAAGUGGCUUGACUCCAACCUCAACCAAGUCAGGACUUCUUUCCACCUGUUUUAAGCACAACAGCUCUAACAAGAUGGGAGCAGAAAGGGACUCUGGCCCCUGGCUGAGGCGGAAGUGCGGGACUGCCAUCAGGUGGUGGUCUUUUCCAGUCCUAGCAGUGGUAAGGGCAGGAUGUGCAGCUCUGGACUCCCCCUUGCUUGCCCGAGGCUCUGUUUAUUUCCAAGUCCCCCUUCUGCAUAAGUGCUCAGUUCUGUGGCUGGGAUGGUGCCCCUGACGGUUUUCAGCAGGAUCGUGUGUUGGCCCUGUGUUCCUCCAACCCAUUAGUGUGGUGACUGUAUCAAGCAAGAGGGGGAGGUACCAUGUGGAAGACCUUCUCCCUCUGAGCAUUCAGACACUGCCCCCCUCCUCCGGGCACACAUGCAACUGAUAACCAAAGAGUCUGCAGCAACCACAGGCCUGAGAUGGGUGCCAGAUGAUGGUCCAGGUCCAUCCCAGCUUCCCCUUCUGGCUAUCAGGCCCUUCACACCCCUGCCCCCCGGCCCCCCGGAGCGAGCCGCAGGGCGCAGGACGGGAGCGGGCCGGUGCUGGGCUGCCCCCGUCUCCUCUACGUCCCUGCCAUGGUUCUGUGUUUUUCUGUCACGUUGCCAGUGACACUGUGGCUGGGUUAGGGUCCCCUGCAGCUGGCAGAGACAAUGAGGACCACUAAUAAAAUGCCCAUUCAGCCAGA